Molecule: messenger RNA, 2095 nt
Organism: Rosa rugosa (rugosa rose)
Lineage: Eukaryota; Viridiplantae; Streptophyta; Magnoliopsida; Rosales; Rosaceae
Product: peptide-N4-(N-acetyl-beta-glucosaminyl)asparagine amidase A-like
Exons: 2
Coding region: 57-1862 (601 amino acids)
Cellular component (GO): vacuole
Source: RefSeq, a predicted model, not a curated record
AAGUAAACCACCAAAGCAAUCACAACUCACAAGUUCACAACUCUUAACUACUAGUCAUGGCUACUCUAUUGCCUCUCCUCUUCCUCCUCCUCCUCCAACCUCUCUUCUCCAUUGCCAAUGUCCACAAACUCAACCAACUCAGAUCAGAGCUCAUCUCCCAAUCCACUUCUCUCAAUGCCACCUCACCCACCCUUUACUUUGAAGUAACCCAACCCAUUCCAGUACCCCCAACCAAGCCUUGUUCUGAGCUCAUUCUCCAACAUGACUUUGCCUACACUUAUGGCAAACCACCUGUCUUUGCCAACUACUCCCCACCCUCAAAUUGCCCAUCUCAGAACUUCUCCAAGAUUGUUCUUGAAUGGAAAGCUACAAGCAAAGGAAGACAAUAUGACCGAAUUUUUGGGGUUUGGCUUUCUGGGGUUGAGCUUCUCAGGAGCUGCACAGCUGAGCCAAGGACCAAUGGGAUUGUCUGGAGUGUUGAGAAGGACAUCACCAGGUACUAUUCUUUGCUCCAAAAGAACCAGACACUAGCUGUUUAUCUUGGCAAUUUGGUUGAUUCAACAUAUACUGGAGUUUACCAUGUGAAUAUAAGUUUUCAUUUUUAUCCUGCUGAGGCGAGUUUGCAUAGUUAUGAUCAAAAUGUGGGGGAUUUGGCAUCUGGGUACCAUUCUUGGGCGGAUUUGAUUCUGCCCAUUUCGAGAAAUCUGCCUUUGACUGAUGGGUUGUGGUUUGAAGUUGAAAAUUCAACUGAUACCGAGUCGAAGGAAUUUGAGAUUCCUCGAAAUGCUUAUAGGGCUGUGUUGGAGGUUUAUGUUUCAUUUCAUGAGAAUGAUGAGUUUUGGUAUGCCAAUCCUACUAAUGAGUACAUUGCUGCCAACAACCUUACUGGCACGCCCGGAAAUGGGCCUUUUAGGGAGGUUGUGGUGAGCUUAGAUGGUGUGGUUGUUGGUGCUGUAUGGCCUUUUACUGUGGUUUACACUGGAGGGGUCAAUCCUCUUCUGUGGAGACCCAUUACCGGCAUUGGCUCAUUUGAUCUACCUUCUUAUGAUAUCGAAAUCACGCCGUUUUUAGGGAACAUAUUGGAUGGGAAGAGCCACAAGAUUGGGUUUAAUGUUACCAAUGCCUUGAAUGUAUGGUACAUUGAUGCAAAUUUGCAUAUUUGGUUGGACAAACAGGGCACAAGAACUCAAGCACAGCUUGUGAAGCAUACUAGCUUGCCCCUUAUUGUUUCAGUGGUGUCGGAUUUUGUGGGUUUAAAUGGCACAUUUGUGACAAGGGUUAGCAGGUCAGUCUCAUCAACUGGGUGGGUGAAGUCCUCUAAUGGGAAUAUCACAACCCAGUCAAUUCAAGAUUUUUCCUACCUUAAUAAAAUGAUCAUGGGGAAUGAUGGCAAUUUGCAGACAGUGGACCAGACCAUAAAUUUCAAUGAUACCGUUCUUGUUAAGACGCCGUCUUCCUAUGUUCAUUCACUGAAAUCAAACAAAUCAUUUCUCCUUUCCUUGUACACUGACUUGUUGGAACAAGAAGAUGGAACUUAUUUAUAUGUGACAAACGUUGAUUUGGGAUUCAUUGAGAAGAAAUCUGCAAGCGGUGGUUCAAGACUCUUGGAGAGCUCUCUCAGAAAUUUGCAGACUGCAGAGGGUAAUAUGGUUGUAAAAAACAAUUUGGUAGUUAGCGGAGUGGGGAAUACACAGGAAGUGUACAGAUAUCAUGGUGGCAAAUUCUGUUACUUCAGAAAUGUCAGUAGCUCAAACUACACCAUACUUUAUGAUGAAGUGGAGAAUACAUGCCACAAAAAAGCCAAGUCUAAUUUUGAUUUUGUUUUGAGAAGACUGUGGCCUUUUGGUACUGGAUUUAUUUGAAGCUUAGCUCAGCUUUAUUCUUCAUGUUGGAUCUUCUUGUGCUAACAUGAAAGGACUCAGUUGGUAACUCUGAAGAGGAUUCCUGUAUGGCACCUCAAAUAAAAAUGAAAAUACCACUGAUUAUAGGAUCUUACUAUUCUGGUUGUUUGGCAUGAGUUCGCUUUACUUUUGAUCUGAACUCUGUAUAGAAAUCUAUUACUUAAUGGCAAUCCUGUAUCAUUGAGUUAAAAUAU